Molecule: messenger RNA, 1806 nt
Organism: Schistosoma curassoni
Lineage: Eukaryota; Metazoa; Platyhelminthes; Trematoda; Strigeidida; Schistosomatidae
Source: the annotation of a GenBank genome assembly
AUGUCCAUUAUUUUAUAUCAUUUAUUGAAUAUUCAAACUUCAAUUUCAUCAUUUUAUACAUUUCUUUUAAUUUUAUUAUUAAUUUGUAAUACAAUUCAACAAUUAAAUGAAUUCAAUCAUCAAAAUUUACCAAAAAAAUAUGCAAUUAUAACAACUGGUGGAUCACAUAAAGCAUAUAUUACACAAAAAUUAAAUAAUGAUUUAUAUAAUACAGAUUAUUCACGUAAAAUUAAUGUUAAAGUAAGUGAUAUAUUAACACGACAAGCUGAAGCUAUAGCCUCUUCACAAUUAUUAUCAUCAUCAUCUAAUAAAAAUAUUGAAUAUAAAAUCAAUAAAAAAUCAAAUUUAUCUAAUCAAUCUAAUUUAUUAAUUGAUUCUAAUCAAAGAGCUCAAAUUAUUGUUAAACCAUCUAAUAAAAAUUCAUUAAUUUUACCAUCAAAUAUAUUACAACAUUCUAUUAUUAAUGAUGAUCGUUCAUGGCCACCAGAACAUUCACAUGAAUUUGAAAAAGUUGAUAUACGUGUUUUAGGUGAACGUAUAGAUAGUAAAGCAUUACUUCAUUUACGUCCAAGUUCUACUAUUGAAUCAAUACGUAAAUUACGUCGAAUACUUGGAUCUGAUUUACAAAUUAAUUGGAUGUCUAUAGAAAAUCCAUUAAAUUCACAAAGUAAAAGUACACGUUCAACAUUAUCAUCAAAUAUUCCUAAACCUGAUAAUUAUUUAUUAAAUAUUAUAGAUGAAUUAAAUUUCACUGUUUUUCGUUCAAUAAAUAAUGAUGGUUUAAUUUAUCCACUUAAAAUGACUAUUGAUCAAGUAAAUAUAAUGAAAACUUGGUUAUUACAACGUGCAACAUGUACUAUGGAAUAUAUAUGGGAAGAUUUAGGACCAUUAUUUUGGCCUAGAUGGAUUAAACGUGGUGUUUGUGUGAAUACGCAGUCUUGUUCUUGGCCACCUGGUAUGCGUUGUCGUUCAAGUGGUUCACGAUCAUUGAAAUUAUUAAGAUGGCGUUUCUAUCAUGGUCUAGCUUCAUUUAAUUCAUGAUAUCAACUAUUGAAAUUACUACAAUCUCCACAAAACUCCUUCUGAUACUAAUCAGUAUAUGCUCACUAGUGACUGGCUUCAAGAGGUAUAUGCUGGAGUUCUAGUGAAAAAUAAUGACCAGUGGAGUUCAACCGGGUCAGUUGUGCGAUAGUAACUCAGUGAUGACAGUGGUGGAUGUUUCACUUAAUUUUGUGGAUUAGUUGACGUUAGACAUUAACACCGUUUGAUGUCGGCUCAGUGGUCUAGAUGUUAAGCGCUCGCGCACGAGACUGGUCGGUCCUGGGUUCGAAUCCCGCGAAGCGGGAUCGUGGACGCGCACUGCAGAAAAGUCCCAUACUAGGAUAAAACGUCCAUCUAGUACUUCUAUAUUUUCAAUCGUGGUCCAGCCUAAAAUCAACUCAUGAAUUUAACUAUUAUCAUAUAUUCACCUAUAAAAUAAAUAUUGCAUUGUAAAGAGGUUAAUUAAGAAUCAUAUUUUUGGAUAAACUUUCUUCAACCUGUUUCAAAACCUUCCCAAUUAUUUCUAUCUGUAAUUUAUAAUUUGUAAAUUCAAUCAUAACACAUUAAGAACUUUCAUUUGUAUAGUGUUUUAAAUUAAAUAUCAGUUUACACAGAAAUGUUAUCAUAAACUUUUGUAUCAACUAAUCACUUCCACUGUAAACAUAUAUGCAGGAUUUUCAUGAAUAACAAAACAUUAAUCAUAUUGGUUAGAUAAAUGUAUUUAGGAAGUAUAUGUUAAGUGAACAUUAAAACUGUAAAGUUGAC